This is a messenger RNA of Vanessa atalanta (red admiral), 1632 nucleotides long. RefSeq names its product glycerate kinase. The record is from RefSeq and is a predicted model, not a curated record. The coding region runs from base 20 to 1474 and encodes 484 amino acids. Gene Ontology annotation, biological process: protein phosphorylation. NCBI's taxonomy places the organism in Eukaryota, Metazoa, Arthropoda, Insecta, Lepidoptera, Nymphalidae. Gene Ontology annotation, molecular function: glycerate kinase activity. The transcript has a single exon. Gene Ontology annotation, cellular component: cytoplasm.
AUUGAAUAUAUUUUAAAAAAUGUCUAAACUUAUUUUUUAUGAUUUAAUGCAGAUAUUCAAAAGUAGUGUAUCAGCUGUUCUACCUGAAAAUCUUAUCAAAAAGUCUCUCAAUUAUUGUCCUAUUACACAAAAGUUAUCAAUAGGUUGUGAAAAUUAUAACCUAGAAAAUAAAAAUGUUUAUGUCAUUGGUGCAGGAAAGGCUGUACAAAACAUGGCCAUUGAAGUGGAAAAUAUAUUAAAUUCUAAAAUUAAACAAGGUAUUAUAAGUAUUCCAGUAGGAAGCUUAAAAACUAAGCAAUCAGAAAAUAAUGACAUACAAUAUCUUGAAGGAGCUAAAGAUAAUUUGCCUGAUGAAAAGGCUAUAAUAACAACCAGAAAAAUAAAAGAUUUAGUUUCAAAAUUAACCCAUGAUGAUUUUUUAUUAGUUUUGAUAUCAGGUGGUGGAUCGGCACUAUUAUCGCUACCUAAGGAGCCAAUUACUUUGCAAGAAAAAACUACAUUAAUAAAGAAGUUGGCAAACUCCGGUGCUGAUAUAAAAGAACUUAACACAGUAAGGAAAUGGAUCUCUGAUAUAAAAGGAGGCCAAUUAGCCAUGCAUGCUCAACCUGCACAAAUUGUGACCUUAAUACUAUCUGAUGUUGUUGGUGACCCUAUAGAUAUGAUAGCAAGUGGCCCUACUGUUCUUCAUGAUGAUAACCCCAUGGACGCAAUUAAUAUAAUAAAGAAUUUCAAAUUAUACAAUGAUAUUCCCCUAUCAAUUAAAACACUUUUAGAAGAAAAAAAUCAUACAAAAACAUUUCCAAAUGACAAAGUUAAAAAUAUUAUUUUAGGGUCAAACAAAUUGAGUAUAAGAGCAGCUACAUCAAAGGCUUAUGAAUUAAAUUAUUUACCUAUUGAACUAUCUAAUAUUGUUACUGGUAAUGUAGGGGAUUUAGUUCAAGAAUAUGUGAACUUGGUCAAAAUAUUUUGUGAUUUUAGAAAUGGAAAUGAUAACAUCAACAACUUGCAGAGUCAAUUGAAAGCCUUAAACAUACCAGGCUUCAAUUUGAAUUUUGCUGAAAACACUAAUGAAGUAAGUUCAAUUAGGACAAAAGAUUUAUGUUUAAUACUUGGAGGGGAAACAACGGUCAAGGUUAACGGGUCAGGUUUGGGUGGUAGGAAUCAACAGUUAGCUUUGGAAUUUUCGAAAGCUUUGAGCUCUUCAAGUAAUGAAUUAAAGGGUCACGAAAUAUAUUUUCUAAGUGCCGGAACUGAUGGUAUUGAUGGACCUACCGAUGCUGCAGGUGCUAUUGGACAUUUAAAUCUGAUUUCUCAAUGUAAGGAAGCUAAUAUUGAUGUUGAUAUGUAUAUAAAUAAUAAUGAUUCCUACAUUUUUUAUACAAAAUUUAAUAGUGGUGAACUACAUGUAGUUAUAGGGCAUACAAACACUAAUGUGAUGGAUAUACACUUAAUCAUAAUAAAAAAAAGUAUGUAAAUCAACAUAAUUUAAUAGACUACAAUUACAUACACAUAUUUUUAUAAUGACGGUUUAAGAAAGAGAUUAAGUUUAUUCUCUUUCUCUUUUUCUUGUUUUAAUUUUGUAGCUGCAAUUACUGCUGUUUGACAGAGGCCAGCAAAUUUGUCCUUUUUUUU